CCCGGCCCCGCCUCGCCGCGCCGACACGCCCCGCCCCCGCCCAAACCUCGCGGAUCUCGCCUCGCCGCAGCUCCACCUAGUAACAAUGAAUAGACGCGUCCUACCGCUCCUCCUCCUCCUCCUCGCCCUCUCCGUCCUCGCCUCACUCCUCCUCGCCGCCGCCGACCAGGUUGCCGAUGGCGCCGCGAGGAACGGCACCGGCACGGGCACCGUCCGCCUGGACCGCCGCACCAAGAUGCUCCUCCACACUGCACGGGAGCGCGGCGGCGGCGCGACGGGGGUGGAGGGCGCAGGGCUGGGGCUCUUCGACGCCUUCUUCGCGAGCUUGUCCAUGAUCGUCGUCAGCGAGAUUGGCGAUGAGACGUUCAUCAUUGCAGCGCUGAUGGCGAUGCGGCACCCCAAAUCGAUAGUGCUCUCGGGGGCACUGUCGGCUCUGGUUGUUAUGACAGUAUUGUCAACUGGGCUGGGCAGAAUUCUUCCAAAUUUGAUAUCAAGGAAGCACACUAACAGCGCAGCAACUGUCCUCUACGCAUUCUUUGGGCUACGGCUGUUGUACAUUGCUUGGAGAUCAGAUUCCAAGGCGUCACAGAAGAAGGAAAUAGAAGAAGUAGAGGAAAAGCUGGAAGCAGGUCAAGGGAAGUCAACAUUUAGACGCAUCUUCUCCAGGUUCUGUACUCCUAUUUUCUUGGAGUCCUUUGUGUUGACCUUCUUGGCGGAGUGGGGUGACCGAAGUCAGAUAGCUACGAUUGCGCUGGCGACGCACAAAAAUGCGAUCGGUGUUGCUACGGGAGCAACCUUGGGGCACACCAUCUGCACAUCGUUCGCUGUGGUGGGCGGCAGCAUGCUGGCGUCCAAGAUAUCUCAGGGCACGGUAGCAACCAUCGGCGGCUUCCUCUUUCUUGGCUUCUCUCUAUCGUCGUAUUUCUACCCGCCAUUGUAAUAGCACCCUGCCCUGACUGUCAUUCUUCCAGUUGCUGCCUGCUGCUAGCGCCUAUAUGUUUGUUGUUCAGUCACUCCCUAACCUCCGUGCCCUCCCCUUCUCACGUUUGCCAUCAUCUGGUCCAGUGAUCCUUGGCAUGGGAUUUUUUUUUUUGUUAUACCAUUAUACACGGAUAUGUGAAGUGGGGAUACGAUCAAUGGCAAUGUAUACUAUACUAGUCACGAUUUCAAAAGAAAAGAAUGUGUGUCCUGAA
Phragmites australis (common reed) is the source of this 1193-nucleotide messenger RNA. RefSeq names its product GDT1-like protein 4. Gene Ontology annotation, biological process: Golgi calcium ion homeostasis; Golgi calcium ion transport; calcium ion transmembrane transport. Bases 86 to 940 code for a protein of 284 amino acids. The transcript is spliced from 9 exons. NCBI's taxonomy places the organism in Eukaryota, Viridiplantae, Streptophyta, Magnoliopsida, Poales, Poaceae. The record is from RefSeq and is a predicted model, not a curated record. Gene Ontology annotation, molecular function: calcium ion transmembrane transporter activity; manganese ion transmembrane transporter activity. Gene Ontology annotation, cellular component: Golgi apparatus.